Messenger RNA from Fusarium subglutinans, 891 nucleotides. RefSeq lists its product as uncharacterized. NCBI's taxonomy places the organism in Eukaryota, Fungi, Ascomycota, Sordariomycetes, Hypocreales, Nectriaceae. The transcript has a single exon. The record is from RefSeq and is a predicted model, not a curated record. The coding region runs from base 1 to 891 and encodes 296 amino acids.
AUGACUAGAACACCGAACUAUUCCCCUCAUCAUCAUUUUCAACCUUUCAACAUCACAACAUUCUUUGAAAUGACCAAAAGCAGCAGUCUGCGGCCAAUUUUAGAUCACAUUGUGAUCUUAGUGUCUAGCCAAACGCUGCAGGAACUGCCAAAGCGAUUGGAGAAUGUCCUCACAGUAAUUGAUGGCGGGGCUCACGCAGAUGGCCGGACAGUCAACAAACUGAUCGAAUUUUCUGAUGGAGUCUAUAUCGAGCUCAUCGCCUUUCAACACGGCUUAGAUCCAGAAAAGCGAAAGACGCAUAGAUGGGGAGAGCUAGAAGAGAACACUCUCGUCGACUGGGCAUAUACACUCCCUGAUGAAAAGGACUUUGGAGUAAUCCAACAGCGGGUCAAGGAAGCGAACUCUGAGAUCUUCUACCACUGGCCAGUCGCUGGCGGUCGUAUCAGACCUGAUGGAGUUGAAUUGAAAUGGUCCGUUGCUUCUGCCUACACCAUUUCGGGCAAGGCUGUCCAUCCAGGUAAGGCACCAUUCUGGUGUCUGGACCGCACUCCAAGACACUUACGAGUCCCUUACAAGGAAGACGAUGGAUCAGACGCUUCUUACACAAAACACCCUUCUGGGGCAAUCGGAAUCUCGGGAGUGUCGAUCUCAGUGUCCAAGGAGGAACGUGAAGUCAUUGGUGGUGUUUACGACGGAAUUCAUGGAUCCACUACAGGAAAGGGCAGAUGGCCUUUCGUUGUUCACUCUGGUUCUACGAAGGGAAAGCAAGAGAUUACUCUGGAAAGUAAUCAGAGUCAGGAGAGGCACAUUCACCUCACUCUUCUGGGCGACAAGGACAGCCCUGAAAGUAUAGAGAUUCUACCUGGUUUGAAGUUUAGCUUCGAGUCUUGA